ACACGCCCUUUGGGGGGGGGCUACAGCACUGUGUGAGCAAGCUCCUUAGUUUGAAUAUAUUGGUCCGCCGUUUUUCAUUUUCAUUUUUUGCAUAUGAUGCUACCUGCAUAAUAUAUUUGGGAGACAUAGGGGAAGAGGCGUUUGGUUGGAUUGUGGCAUUGCCUGAGUCGUCAUGUCAUCAAACCUCAUGUUAGGGGUGUGGGUGUCAGCUGUAUUAAAUGGCUACACACUCGAGGCUCUCGGUAUGGCGUCUUUCGAAACCAUACCUGCCUGGUUUUCAUUUUCUUGUCUAGCGUUGGCUUUGAUCUCAUUUGUCAUUUUCCCCCUCAAUAUUUAUAUCUUUCUCAUGUCAAUUUUCUUCCUUUCAUCUCUUUUAUGGCAAAUCUUUUGGCCAUAAUUUUCUCUUCAGUCAACGACGAAUUGUAGAGU
Molecule: messenger RNA, 429 nt
Organism: Lasiosphaeria miniovina
Lineage: Eukaryota; Fungi; Ascomycota; Sordariomycetes; Sordariales; Lasiosphaeriaceae
Exons: 1
Coding region: 173-397 (74 amino acids)
Source: RefSeq, a predicted model, not a curated record